AUGUCCACGUUUACUACGGUAUUCCCCUCCGCACUUUCCGAUCUCCUGGCCUUGAUGACUACGUCUCGUGUCUUGGACGAUGCGAUCCAGGCACUCGGUGCAAUGAGUGCUAGCCGACUGGGAACUAGAGCGAUCAGUACUUUACGGGUAUCCUUGUCAGAUAAAAGCCAUGCGCGAGGAGACGAUGUCCUCUGGGCUACAUUCCUUCUCGGGCUAUUCGAGCUUCUCUGCGAGGGAUCAGGCGACGGCUACAUAAGCCACGUCUUCUACGGCACAUCAAUGCUUCUCCGGCUCGUACCCCCGAGUAGCUCAAUGUCCCCGCUUCGACGAGCGUUCUAUGACAUCUUUCGUGUCUGUGAGGCUAGUCGCGCCCUCCCUCACAGCGAGACUACAAUCCUCUCAGAGCCAACCUGGCUUCGAUUCCAAGAGGCGCAUCAAGGGAGCGGGGAUCACUGGAAUCCAUUGGAGGAGAUUACAACGUUGAUGAUAGAGACUUCCGCGUUCAACUUACGUUCUCGCAAUACCAUUUCCCGGAUCCCCUCGGCUGAACUGGCUACUAAUCCAUCAGUCCUGUGCCUUGCCGUGGACGGCCAAAGGCUCCAGCAAACCAUAUGUGCCUGGCAUGACCACGCCCUCGCGUACCUCUCGCAAGGCCACCACCAACCAAGAACCAACGUCGACCUCGCGCUCUUAAAGUACCACACUCUCCUACUCUUCCUCUCGGGCGGUACCCACGACAGCUUCCCCAACUGGACCAACCUCCCCGGCCCAGCCCUGACACAAUCUGAAACCUGCGACCACGUUACUCUGAUCCUUGACCUCUCCGAACGGAUCUUACGGCACAGUAGUGCGCCUGGGAUCUUGCUCUUCUUCCCGCUGACGAUUGCCGGGUGUCGAACGCGACGGGAGGAUCAGAGAGUUCGGAUUAGGAUUCUCUCUCUACUUGAUCAGGUGCUAUGUAGUGGGUUUGGUACCGCGAAGCGUGUUCGGGAAACUAUUCUACAGUGUUGGUCUAGGCGCGAUGCAGAAGAUCGUGUCCGUAUCGAGUCAGCUGUAAGCUAG
This is a messenger RNA of Aspergillus calidoustus, 1062 nucleotides long. NCBI's taxonomy places the organism in Eukaryota, Fungi, Ascomycota, Eurotiomycetes, Eurotiales, Aspergillaceae. The record is from the annotation of a GenBank genome assembly.